CCGCUGUUUGUACGUUUUUGGUGAGCACUCGGGGCUUGAACCUCCGCAAACUGCUCGAACCUCAAAGAGCGCAAUAACGAGCAGCUGUACUUGUACCAUCUUGAUCGGACAGUUAAAUUGGAAUUUGCGGACGCGCACUAAAGCCCUCCGACAGCAUUCGCCUCCCAGAAGAAAAAAAAAUAUCUAGGGCCGUCAGCAUGUGACGCAAAUCUUACUCCAGCUGCGACGUAGCACAUUCCCGUUUUUAUUCUAGUGUUUGUUUGGAGUUGUUAGAUUCUGGACGCUUAUCUGUGAAGGGUCUUGACACCCUCCCCCCGAGUUCAGUGUGCGCGUGUGCAUGUUCUGUGCACACUGCACCAGACUCGUCAGCAGGUGUGGUGGUUUCCGCCGCUUGUUUCCGGGACUCUCAGCAGCUGCGGUAAUGCCGAGCACCGUGGAGAAGUCGUUUCAACCUUACCACAUCACCGAGGAGCCAGCGACGAUGUCGACCGAAUUCAGGAUCCGUGCUCGCAACAAAUCGUACGAGGGUCUCACGAAAGACACCGAGGGUCAGUGGAAAGGGCCGUUCUUCUUCAUUCAAGCAGCGGACACACAGUUUGGCAUGAUAGAGUCGUAUUUGGAGAAGAAGCCCUGCCCCCGGUGGGACAAGGAGAUAGCACUUACCGAGAAAGCCGUCGAGGCUGUCAAUCGGAUGGAGCCAAAGCCACGGUUCUUCGUUGUCUGCGGAGACCUUGUGGACGCCAUGCCUGGGGACGAACUGAAGCCAGAACAGGAGGCGGACUUCAAGCGUGUCUUCUCCAAAAUGAGCAGUGAGGUGCCACUGGUGUGCGUCUGCGGCAACCACGACAUUGGCAACCAGCCCACACCUGCCAGUGUUUGCGCCUACAGGAACAGCUUUGGCGACGACUACUUUACCUUCUGGUGUGGGGGCGUUAUGUGCAUUGUCAUCAACUCGCAGUUCUACGAGGAUGCAUCACUGGUGCAGGAGCUGGCGCAGGAGCAGGACGUGUGGCUGGACGAGCAGCUGGUGGAAGCGCAGCGGACGGGUGCCAAGCAUGUGGUGGUCUUCCAGCACAUCCCCUGGUUCCUGCGCAACCCUCAGGAGGACAAGGUGUACUUCAACUUUGACCCUGAACUGAGGCUAAGGAUGCUCGACAAGUUCCACAAGGCUGGUGUGCGGGCCAUCUUCUGCGGCCACUACCAUCGCAAUGCUGGCGGCUUCUACAAGGACAUGGAGUUGGUUGUGACCUCUGCAGUUGGAGCGCAGCUUGGCUGUGACACUCACGGACUUCGUGUCGUGAAAGUCGGCGAAGACAAGAUCGAGCACCAAUACUACGCGUUGGACGAGAUCCCAAAGACAGUUUGCCUCCACUGACCCCGAGCCUUGGCAGUAGGUUGGAGACUUCCAGCGGUAGGAUUUUUGGAAAGUCAGAAGUGGAUUCGUGAGAACUUUUGUGUGCAUGGCAACUGUAGGUCUGCUCGAACAAAUGUGGUGGGCUGUCGAGAAGUAGGUCUUUCCAAUUUGUGCGUACGUGACCAUCUAGGUUCGAUGAGGAGUUGUGUGUGAAGAAGUAGUUUUAUUAUGUUUUGCGCCGCCUGUUUACUCGUCAGUCUACAGGCUUAGUGGACAUUUUUUUUACAUCUUAGUGGUGCCACUGAAAGAAGACUCCUAGAAUAGGGGUAAUGUUUCACAUGACAGGAUUAGUCGGGUGAACCAGUCAAAUUUUGACGUUAAUUUAAUGUUGUAUGGUGGAUGGCCACUUAGCGGUCUUUGUGCGACAAAACGGAAGUAUGGCGCUAAAUCAAAGAUAUAGUGCUUAUAAACCAGAGCAAAAAUCCUAGAAACAUGCCUUAAAGGGGUCCUCAAACGCUUUUCCAAGUAGUCGUCAAAUGACCUCAGUAUCGGUGUUUAUUGCCUCACGAAUCGACAGCUGCGAAAUGUUUUUUAGUCUGGCAAGUACGAGCGGUUACAGGGAUUUGUUGCGCACGUUUAACACUUUUUCUUUUAUCUCCUGCUGACAAGUGCACUGGAAGCUACACAUGGGGGGUGACAAAGAGGCAAGGAGCUAUGUCAGCGCACGCCAUGAACUUGCAUCAUGAAGCGCAUUCACUCACUCCCAGUACGGUUCUGGUGCGUGCUAGUAUUUCCACUGUGUAACUUUAGCACGCUAUCGAACGCAGCGCCGUAGCAAGAAGCACGUCUGAUCCAAACGCCGCUCAUUUGUGUUGGCUAUUGGCCAAUAGCAGCACCCUGCUAAAUGACAGAAUAGAGCCAACGCCGACAGCUUAGAAGAGAGCGAGAAUGGGCCUCUGCAUGAGGAGAGGGCGCUUCAGAGAGUGGCAACUGUGCGCUCUCUUUGUAAACUCUACAUGUUGCGCACGACUACAAAAUUUGGCCAAGGUGUUGAUAGAAUGUGUUUUUUCGCUAAGGCCGAGGGAUGGUUCAGGAUCCCUUUGUUGUCAAGAUCAACUAGGAGUGCAGUUUUAGCCAAACACUGUGAAGAGUCCAGACUGGUUUGAUGUGGCUCACAAACCAAUUGGCAGUGGUAAUGUUCUCUUUCCGGUGACUGUAGAGAAAAUAGUGAAGUUUGUUAUAUACAAGGUUGAGCCCUGUCUGGAAUGUUGAAGAACUUCUUCAAGGAGUAAUCAAUGUGUGGCAUACGCCACAAUUGUUCAAACACCGAAGAAGCUCUGCCUAUAAAUUGAAAUCUACUUACAGUUCCAGUGCUCAAGGGAUUUCUACUGCAGUCGCUGCAAUUUGGCAUAGCAAACUACUUUUAUUAGCUUGUUGUCCGCAGGCAUUGGUUUGAAGUUGAUGUGCCUCCGGAUUUGCUCAACUUGGGGUAUAGCGUCAACGGGCACGUAGAAUGACAGAACGGAAGAGACAAACUUGUAGCUGGGACGUUUGGUGAUUCAUCUCGGUAAGUUUCCUUCAGAGAGCAAAAUACCACACUCAAGCAUAUGCACACACACACACACUCACACGCACACGCACACACACACACACACACACACUGAAAACAAACGCCUCUUCUGACUUUUUCACCCGAGCGCUCAUGUGAAAAUGUGAGUGGGGCAUAUUCUCUCGGGAUGUUUACUUGUGUCUGUGUGUGAGUGCAUGCAUAUAUUUGAGUGCCAUAGGCAGAUUGAAAACUCAACACCUGCGAGAUGAAAACAGUUUUAUGCCAGGAAGAGAAAGCAUGGAGACAGUGCUAACAGCUCAUGUUUUAUUGUACGUGAAAUAUUCAGUAGUACUAACUAGCCCCAGUUUGCAUUUUUUGCUCAAUUUGUGCUCAUUUUUCUUGCUUCUUCAACGUGUUAUUUUGGAUAUGAUGAAGGCAGCUUUAAUUUUGUUUCUGGCUCAUGUAAAUAGCCUCUCUGAAAGCAGUCUCGUCACACAAUUGUUUCAUCCUUUUGCUUGUCCGACUACACUCGACCCUCGCUACAACAAAGUCACGUGUGACACGAAUAGCUUCCUUAUAUUAGAAAAUUCAUUAUGGAUGUUUGGUUGUACCAAUGUGUCAGUGGCAAGACCGUUAUUCAUUUACUUUGCUAUAGCUGAUACUAAUGUGUUGUAUCAAGCUUUGACUGUACAUUUGUGAACCCCUGUUAUUUUCGUAUUCACUUCCUUGAGCAGUGAAAUAGUAACUUACUUGGCUAAGGGAAUUUGAUUCCGCUGCCUUUGUCUAGGGUAUUACUGUUUUGCCGGAGGUCCUGCUGUGAAAAAGUGUGUAGGGCAAUGCGUGUGUCUGCUUUUUCACGUUUCGCUCCGAGCUCUUUCUUCAAGCGAAGCUUGUAUUGCUCACCUGUUAAGCUGGUGGUGGUGUUCCAAAAACCCUCCUCACUCGCAGAUGGGGCACGCCAAUGAAAUAAUGAAUAACACUAAAUAAAUUUUCCUUCCGGGGCUGGGGUUUGAACCUGGGUGCCCCGCGGUCUGAAAGCGAGUGCCUUGACUGCUAGUCCUCACACCCAUGUUUGCCCAGUGUGAACUGAAUUGAAGCAUGCCGAAGCAGUACACUGAAGCAGUACACUUGCUAUGAGACUUGCUAUGGGUGCUUCAUUGAAAUAUUUCGUGUUGGAGGACUAAAAGCGAUCUGCUGGACGACGCGUAGGGUCGGUAUCGGAAAUUGCACAUUUCAGGAAAAUUCCAACUACGAGAAAAUUGAUUUCCUGACCCGCGUUUCCAUGAUCACAUGAUGCUCCUUUCGUUGGGCCAUUUUGGAGGCUAAUGAACGCUGGAAAGAACAUGAAAGACUCUAUGCCAAUUCAGCCUGAAAACGGCAUUCCGGGGAUGGCCGCUACCCGUAAUAAAACUGAUUGCUUACGUUAGGAGGGAGCAUUGCGCAAUGCUUAAGAAAGAAAAGCAGCAGGUCAGGCACGCCAAGCUUCGCUGGCCCCCAUUUUCCCGAUAGGGGAAGGGGGCAACUUUAAAUAUAAAUUAUAAAUAACUUUAAACAUAUUUUAAUUUUUAAAUAAUUUAAAGAUACGUUUUCGAGAAUUUUAAAGAUAAAAUACCUUUCAAAAUGUCUCUUGUGAACUUCGAGCUGUUCCAUGGUUCGGUGAAGUUGAUGCUGCAUUAAUGUAUUGAAUAUUAUGGCUGCACCAUAGCUAAAUGGUUUGAAUAUAAACAUUUCGUUCCAUUUAUAAUUGUACAGAAUUGAUAGUAAAUAUUAUUUAUGUGACUUGUUAACAUUAAGUGGUACUAAUGCAGUUUCAUUUUUAUUUUUAAUUAAUUGUAAUGAAAUUUCAUAUUAAAGCUUUUCCCUGAUAGGCAGUAAUUCGGUUUGGUGGAUGUCACUGAUUUGAUGAAAUAAUUAAUAUUUCACCUCCAAUAUUUAAUGCCAGGCUGAAAAGAGAAGGCAAAAAAAUAAUAAUUGUGAAGCAUAGUUAAAUAUUCCAUAGAGUAAGAAUGUUGAAUGGAUGGUGAAAGCAAUUUUUUUUAUUUGGCCACAAAAAUCAAAAUAAGUCUGAAGAAUGUGUCGUGGUGUGCCUGCAUUGCUUUCUUUUUGCUUUUUUUGCCUGUUUUUCUGAUUAUUCCCCUAUUUUAAUGCCAAGUUCGUACUGUGGGUGCAGAACUAAAUAAAGAUAAUAAUAAUAUUUAUCUCUGUUGUUCCCUUAAACAAAACGUAAUGGUAUUUAAUUAGAAACUAAUUGGCAUACACUAAGAGUAAUUAAUAUAAAUGACGUCACUGGAAAUGGUUUAACAGAAAUGAAACAUUUUAUUGAUGUUGAUAAAUCAAACAAGUGGUUUCCAUAUCAGUGUUCAGUCAGGGAAGCUAACACAAUAUUUUAUUCUUUCCAUUUUUUUUGUGUGUGUGUGUGUGUUAUAUAAAUGUGUGAAUCCUGUAAACCUUAGAAAAAUACUGGCGAUUUUUGUCACUGCACUAUGCAUAAGUUAUUGUAUAGGACUAGUUUCUGUGAGCCAGUUUCGGUUACCCGAAGUUGCAUACUGGCUUGCCAUGCUCCUCAACUGCUUCCACAUGAAACACUCGUCGAACGUUUGUUUUUGUGAGCCGUCUAGCCUUACUGCUAUGUGACAUCUAGAUAAUUAUGUCUGAAUAAUGUUGAUAAUGACUCCAGUUUUGGUGUUUUGAUGCUAAUGUUUGUCAGAGGUCAGCAAACUCACUCAGAGUCUAAUCACUCGAACUGGCUGGCGAGUCUGAGUUCAGCUGAGCAAAACUUUGGUGACUCGUAGUCCAAGUGAGUGAUAAGCGAAAUAAGUAUUUGUUGAGUGAGUAUGCGUGAGUUCUGUUUAUUUUGCUGGCCUGUGGGGCUAGUAUGCAAUGCUUUUUAACCCUCGUACUUGCUAUGUAUGUGUGCAAAGCAUGUGGUGAGAUCUUUAGAACUUUGAUAACUCUAACAAGGUGCCUGCGUGCCACUUUCAGUCUGUGGAGAGCAGGUUGUGUUUGGCAUGUGUGUGUGAGAUGGCAUCAGCCACAAUGUUUUCAUUUUUGUGUUGUGCUUGUUGAUUACAUUUAAUGAAGCGACAAUUGAACUGCGACUCUUGUAGCUGAGUGUGCAGCAAAUGGCAUUCUUUUUUUUUUUAAACCUAGAAGAAAGUGCGGUGCUAGUGUCUAUGCAGAUUUCUAGAGUCAUUCUUCAGCCCUUAAAAGGACUCUGAAACUGUUUUUUGAAAUUUUGUCAGCAUUUAGGCUAGAGUACCAUCAAAUCAUUUGCACCCCAAAUUAAGUGACGCAGCGUGUACCAAGAACGCUACGGACAGUUAUAUCUAUACCCUCCUUCUCACCACUGCCUUGCUUCCUGAACUCAUGAGACACGCUGGCAUCACUGGUGAUCGCAGCGCUCUCAUGAGCACACUCGACAGUUUGAGCUUUGCCCAGUCAUGGCCUCCGAUACUGUGUGCCAACAGGUUGUGCGCAGUCUCGGAGGCCGAGUGUGCCUGGCAGCACGCCAUCCGGCACCAAAGACGAAGCUCGCGGAGUGGUUGAUAUCUGCUCCGACAGGUGCCGCCACACUACCAGCCGAUCUUAUUUUAUUCUCCUGUACGACGACAACUUGCAAAGGCAUGCGCACAAACAAAAAGAAUUCGAGAACGAUCACCGACAAGCGUAAACUCGGGCAGUGUGGUUGUGUCUUCAGAGGUGAAGUUACAGCCGCAGACAGGAGGAUUGUGGCGUUGACCGGAUAGCAAGAGCGCGACGCUCAUUGCAGUGAUGAGCUGAAGCAAUUCCACUCGCCAGAUGCCUCACAAACAUUGCACGAUGUCGUAGCUACAAGUCACCAAUUGCUAGAUAAGUGGUACACAACACGGCUAGGGCAAUUCAUUUUGUCCAAGAAAAGAAACCUCGAGAUGAGCACUGUCGCUCAGCUCACGUCAACACGGAGCCCGUUGUAGCACAGGCAGAUGACGCUCACAGCCCACAGGAGGUUCAGGGACGUGGAAUGGGCACAUCCAAUCAGAUCGGUCACUGGGUUCUAUGUAUAUUGGAACAAUUCUAUGUGUGAAAGGCAUGAGAAGUUGAAAACUCGUUCGGCUGAGCCGCUGCGAUCUAUAGCGAUACACUUGUUUAAAGACUUGUAAUAAAUUACACAGUUGACGCAGAGAGCUUAAAUCGGUGUUCAAAUGAUUCUUCGGACUUACUUCACCGGCUCAAUGCGUUUAUACAAAAUCGUCAGAACCAUUUCAGGGUCCCUUUAAGGGCAUGCUGGGAGAUGUAAAAUUGUCCAUGUUCAGUUGCUCAGGUGUUCAGUUGCUCAGAUGCUCGGUUGUUCAGAUGAAGCAAUACGUUAGCUAAGUACAUUGUGUGUCAUAUGUACUGUAGCAAAGAGGAAUGCCCAGUGCUGUGGCCACAUGCCAGCCCGAGUGAGGCACGAGCUAGAGCUGCCAGGCCUGUGCUUGCUGCUGCUGUUGAGACGAUACAACCACUGUUAGCCCAUUGCAUUGCAUUGUUAGCCCAUUUCUGAGCAAAACAAAUGUAUCCGUUGCAAGUCAAUGCCAUGUUGCGAGGUUCUCCCCGGACCUGCCAUGGGGGCUCAGUGGCUGAGCUGCUUGACUUGUCACAGGCACGAUUCCUGGCUACAGCAGUCAUAUUCCAGGGGAUGCAGAGUACACAGACAUACUUGCAUACAACGCUUUUGGUGGGAUUCUAGGUUACAAAAAUCACUCUGUGGAGCCCCAGAGGCCACUGUGGGACCGCACAUUCUCAAUUUUCGACAUUGACCGCCUGCCCAAUAAAUAGCCAUCACCACACAGUUGUGAAGAUUAUGAAAUUGCGGAGAAGUACGUGCAGUGCAUACCGUAUGUAUAUUUAGGUGUGUGUGAAUAGUGAAUUUCAGAGCCAAGUCAAAUACUAUUUGAAUAAUUGCUAAGAGUGAGGCAAUCAUUUUCAAAAUAUCCGUGGAAUUCCACAUUUCAUUUGAAAGAAAUAUUCAGAAACUUUAACAAAGGCUCAUUACGAUUACAUUUAACCAACAAAAAAUACCACAGUUAUGUAAACUGAGACAAGGUCGUAUGCAGUAAUGACUUGGGCCUUUGAGAUACUUUGUAACUGUAAGUUGAAAUACAGCAGUGACCACAGUAGCCAAAUUGUAGUACUUUGUCACCGGCUUUUAAAGAAAACUUAUACAUAAAAAUUCACCAGCUUUUAAAGGAAACUAAUACAUGAAAAUUGCGCAAUGCUCAACCAAACACUACAGAUACAGCUAAAUAUGGAAAGAAACACGUAGACCAGUUAUCACUGCAUGAGCCUUAGCACCAAAAGCAGGUGAACAUCAGUGUUGGAUACUGUGUGUGCAAGGAGAAUCUACAUAAACAUGACACACCAUAAAUGACCCCUCACUGUUACAACGGUUCAUUCUUUUGGGGUUUUCCCGUUGGUGCUGGUUAUCAGAGAAAUAUUUGGUAUUUUGGAUAUGCACUAUUCGAUUGGAGUAGCAAAUUGAAUAACGCUAACACGAUUAAUAAUAAUUAAUCUGUAACGAGCAGAUUAACAACAGAAUCCAUCACAUGGCAUGUGAUGCUGAAGCAUGUACACUUCCUUUCAUUCCCACUCUGUCUUCACCUGCUGAGCUCGCAAGGAGUGUUCUCUAGUUUGUUUGCCCCGAGGGUAUUUUGGGGAUGUGAGCAAUGCAUGGGUGGUGUGUGAGCAAUUUCAUCAUGUUGAGAAGCGUACGCGGACGUUUUCUUGCAGCCGGUACUCUAUAUUUAUUCUCUUACUUGCAUCUUUCUUUUUUAUUUAUUCUUACGUUGUUUGAGGAGUCAUUACGAUGGUGCAUUGGAGAUGAGUGUGAUUGCGAAGACUAAUUCCAAUGUGUCAUUUUCAGCCAAUCAGAGAGCUGCCUUCUCAGUCAAUCAGAGCUGAUGAGGCGGUAAGUUUGACACGUUUGGGACUUCAUGGCGCCUUGAAUGGCACCACAGUUGGCUAGGUUGCACCAAAAUGGUCUAACAUGGUCACUAUCGCUGUGUUCUAAGCUGCUCUAGUAGAAACAGCACUUUGCAGAUGAUGCAAUGUUCUUAGUUGGAUUCUUUAUGAGUUUAUUGAAUAAAUAAAUAGCAGGACCCUUUCACUGUUGCUUCUUGGGCACAUGAACAGUGCCACAGGUGCAAAUGUGCACUGUCGGAAUUGUCAUGUUCUUUGAGCUUCAGCUACAGUGUUUUCUAAUAAAGUUUGUUGCUAACGGAGCAGUUUAUGUGUGGAAAGUUGCAGUGUUUUGGAAUGAUCGACUCUUCAGUGUUUUUUGUUUUUCGUGCCUUUGAAUAAUAAAAUGACAGCUUUUAA
This is a messenger RNA of Rhipicephalus sanguineus (brown dog tick), 9239 nucleotides long. RefSeq names its product serine/threonine-protein phosphatase CPPED1. Gene Ontology annotation, molecular function: hydrolase activity. NCBI's taxonomy places the organism in Eukaryota, Metazoa, Arthropoda, Arachnida, Ixodida, Ixodidae. Bases 338 to 1375 code for a protein of 345 amino acids. The record is from RefSeq and is a predicted model, not a curated record. The transcript is spliced from 5 exons.